AUGAGCCGCAAGACCCACCAUUCAUUGAAAAGCUCUUCUAAGACCUCGUCGAAAGACAAGAAAAAAACACCAAGAAAUGCAGACGGUGGAUACUACGAGUUCCGGCAAGAGUCAUAUUCCAGUAAGUCGCCAUAUUCCGCAUCUUGGUAGAUCACCCGAAUUCCCCGAGAGCCUGUUGCAAAAAAAUACCAAAUAAGCCCAACACUUGUCAACAACAAGACCCACGUUCUGUCAUACUGAGCGGCCGCACCGGCAUAUUCCGCCAUAUAAAGAUUAUCAAAACCUGACUAAUACCUCCUGUUCAAGCAUUGAGCUCAACGGAUCCUGGAUUAGGAGACGAUCAAGCAGCCUAUGAAGAAGUGCAACAAUACGCGGAUUUCCAACGGGACUUUUCAGAACGUGUAUCCCAGGAUGCUACAUAUAACCCUGGCUCGACAUCUUGGUCAGACACACGAGCACCUGCAGGUUAUGCAAGCAAUUCGGGGAGAGGGCCUCUACAUAAGCCGGUUCUGAUACCACAGGAGGAUGGAAGAAGUGGCUGGAUCAGAGCUUAUACUUCUUCGCUGCAGGAUGCGGGUGUUAAUCAACCCGAUUUCUUGAACUUCUUAGAUAUUUUGAAUCGAUCCUGUUCGGUAAGCUAUAAGCACACUCUUUUUGUUUAUCUUGUAACACCUUUUGGUGACUGACACGUGCCAUUCAAGAUUCUUACAUACCUUGACGUGAUUAACCUCGCUGCUCUAGACUCAAGGUCGGCAGCUGCUUUGGUCGACACGGCUGUUCUGUAUGCAAAAUCAUCUGCAAUGGAGAAACCGUAAGUAUAGUCCAGGCACACUUCCCAAUUCCCAACACCAACCAUAUCAUCUAAUCAUAAAACAGACAAUUAAUUCACCAAGCAAAUACGACCUUCUUCGCUUCACGAGGUCUCUACAUGACCCUCGUCACAUACCACUCACCCUCUCGCUCCACAGUUCUACUAAUGCCGCUCCCAUACCAGCCUCCCAGUCGAUCCUCAACAUAUACAACGCCAACUAACCAACUGGUAGACAUCCUGCAACCUGCGUCUCUAACCCUGCUCAGCACUUCGAGUGCUUAUCAGGGAAGUAGCAGCAGUCAGGUGGGUUAUGGAAGCCAGGGGUAUCUUGAUCUGAGAGGUUGUGCUGCUGUAAUUUAA
This is a messenger RNA of Hymenoscyphus albidus, 1171 nucleotides long. The record is from the annotation of a GenBank genome assembly. Lineage: Eukaryota; Fungi; Ascomycota; Leotiomycetes; Helotiales; Helotiaceae.